AUGAGGAGGUUUAGCGCCUUCACUUACUCCAUAUGGAUUAGUGUUCUACUUGUUGGAAUAUUACUUGAAAUGACGCUUCUACCUAAAUUUAUAACGGAUAAAAUAGAGAAACAUCGGAAGUGUAAAAUUGAAAAUAUGGUUGUUAAUACUAGAGCAAUUCCAGAUGAAUUGUGUGAGGAUGGUAAGCACAGUGUAGCUGUUUACUAUUCUAAUUGGUCGGUAUACGAACCUAGGUUACAUUUCCCUCACGACGUUGACUUUGACAAAUUAACGCAUGUCUACUAUGCGUUCUUUAUCGUCGAUGAAAAGACUGGUAAGGUCAAGUCGAGUGAUGAGUGGGCAGACUUCCAAAUCGAACUAAAGCAUCCCACUUUUAAAACUGCUGUGCCAGGUGCGCUUGGUGAACUCAAUCACUUUAAGACUACGGGAGGAAAAGACUUUAAAUUGAUUAUGUCGAUUGGUGGCUGGACCAACCGUGAUGCUUUCCCCAAGAUGGUGCGCUGUGAAAAGAAAUUACAGGAAUUUGUGAAUACAUCUAUAAGUGCUAUGUUCGAAUAUGGGUUCGACGGUAUUGAUUUGGACUGGGAAUUCCCUAAGGACGAUGGUUAUGAGCCUGGUAUGUAUUUAGAAAUGUGUGCCAGGUUACGUACCAGAAUGGAUGAGCUCGAGGAUCAAAUCUGGGGUCCUGACAACGUCCACCAUCCUCGCUUCCAUUUGAGUAUGGCUACGCCAGCUUUUGGCAAGUCUUUACAUCCUUUACAAGUCACUGAGAUGAACAAGUACAUUAGCACUUGGAACAUGAUGACAUAUGAUUUCCAUGGUAGCUGGUCUGAUAGAACUGGUUAUCAUAGCAAUCUCUAUAACUCCGAGAACAGUCCAAAUAAAUCAUUGCACAAGAGACGUUUCGAAAACAUGGGUAUUGAAGGCGAUGAUGGUCUCAAUGCACACGAUGCAAUAACUUCCAUGAUUGAAAAGUUCCAUAUCAGCCCAAGAAAACUAAGCUUGGGUAUGGCUGCUUACGGUCGUGGAUUUACCAAUGUCGACGGUACAGAAGAAGAUCAUCUCGGCAAAACGUACAAAGGUAAUGGUGGUGCUUCCGAAGGAGAACCAGGAAUCUGGCAAUAUAACCAAUUGCCUAUUGAAAACUCUCAAGAGAAGUUUGACGACGUCUGGGUUUCUGCGUACUGCUUUGAUCCAAAGAUCAAGACCUUUGUUGGUUACGACAAUGUGCAAUCAAUGGUAAGCAAGCGUGAGUACGUUAAAGCACACAACCUAGGCGGUGGAUUCUGGUGGGAAUCUUGUGGUGAUGAUCACAAGAAUCCUAAGAGAAACUUGUUGAAUGCUUUCAGUGAGGAUAUUGAAUUAGGGAAGGAAGGUUCUGUGUAUAACGAUCCAGCCUUGGUUGACUAUUACUUGAAGACGUUACCCAAAGGUUUCUUGGUACCCUUGAUGAAUGAAAUAAAGAAGAACACUUCCCAUUGA
Eremothecium sinecaudum is the source of this 1482-nucleotide messenger RNA. It is a transcript of the gene CTS2, whose product is annotated as putative chitinase. The coding region runs from base 1 to 1482 and encodes 493 amino acids. Lineage: Eukaryota; Fungi; Ascomycota; Saccharomycetes; Saccharomycetales; Saccharomycetaceae. Gene Ontology annotation, cellular component: extracellular region. Gene Ontology annotation, biological process: chitin catabolic process; carbohydrate metabolic process. The transcript has a single exon. Gene Ontology annotation, molecular function: chitin binding; chitinase activity. The record is from RefSeq and is a predicted model, not a curated record.